Molecule: messenger RNA, 792 nt
Organism: Colletotrichum higginsianum IMI 349063
Lineage: Eukaryota; Fungi; Ascomycota; Sordariomycetes; Glomerellales; Glomerellaceae
Product: Collagen-like protein mcl1
Exons: 2
Coding region: 1-792 (263 amino acids)
Source: RefSeq, a predicted model, not a curated record
AUGAGACAGACGACCUUUGUCACCGGCCUCGCCGCUAUGCUGCCCUCUGCCGCUCAGGCCUGGUCUGUCCCAGCACUUCUCGACUCCCGUCAGAACAGCCCGCCUUACCAAGACGUUGUUUGCAAGCCCAAGACUGGCUCCAGUGGCCAGCUUCCCCCUUGCGUCCAGAUUGAGAACAUUGAGAUCGCUUGCAAGCCCAAUGGCACUGACCCGAUUCACUUCGAGGCUCAUGCUCAAUGCAUGUGCGGCGGAUCCUUCUUCGCUGAGAAGCUGGGUUGCGAGAGAUGCCUGUUCGUCCACGGCCUUCGCAGCGAGCGGUCCUUGGCUUACUACAGCGGCGUUCUCUCAUCCGCCUCGAAUGCUCUGUGCACUGGCACGCCUACUGCCGAUUUCGCCACCAUCUACUCCAACAUCGAGGUUGCUGCUACUCCCGUUACCACUGGUGCCACGGCUUCGAGUGAUCAAGCUCCCAGCGACACGGCCAUCUCGCUCUACUAUACGGCUAGCGGCCUUCAGGGUCCCGGUAGCAUCACUGGCGAAGCUGCUAGCGCUACCGGCACCAGCAAGAGCACAACGGCCAAGCCGACCACCACUGCGAUUGGCUCAACUACAGGAGGCGGUGCCUUCACCCGUGCCUCGACCACCGCUGGGACCACUGCUGCUGCCAGUGGUACGGCUACCGGCGACGCUGCCACCACCUCGCCCGCGUCUGGCAAUGGCGCGAUGCCCACGUACGCUGCAGGUGGCCUCAUGAUGGGUGCUGCCGGUCUGGCGGUGCUUGCAGGGUUGUAA